Penaeus vannamei (Pacific white shrimp) is the source of this 1457-nucleotide messenger RNA. Its product is annotated as heterochromatin protein 1-binding protein 3. The record is from RefSeq and is a predicted model, not a curated record. Gene Ontology annotation, molecular function: double-stranded DNA binding; nucleosomal DNA binding; structural constituent of chromatin. Gene Ontology annotation, cellular component: nucleosome; nucleus. Gene Ontology annotation, biological process: chromosome condensation; nucleosome assembly; negative regulation of DNA recombination. Lineage: Eukaryota; Metazoa; Arthropoda; Malacostraca; Decapoda; Penaeidae.
GCGUCAUGUAAACACCGGUUGGCGUGGCUUGCUUGAAUGUUCGAGCGUCCUUCGCGUCCUCCCUGGCCGCAGUUUGACAUUUCGUAAUAUUUGACGGGCUUUUGUCUUUAUUGCCGAUUUGGGUCAGAUGCCCCACAUUCUCCAAGGUUGAAGCUGUAAUACCAGUUGCAGCAAAAUAGUUUUGUAUCUUGGUAUACCUCUGGUAUAGGGCUAAAAGGAAAGGGAUCUGAAUGAAUAAUCCCGUAAUCUACUCUGAUAACGAGGUUGACAGCGCCUGAGGAACUAGGGUAGGUGGGCGUUGUUAGAGAAGUAUAGCUAUCCGCACGAGAGACCAGGCAUACAGUGUCAUCACCAACCUCAGUCUCAGAAGACUAUCAACAUGGCUCCCGUUGCCAAGCCCAAGAAAGCUCCAAGGACAUCGACUGGACCAAAGAAGCGUGGCCGACCUAAGGGAUCAAAAAAUAAGGUUGCAGCUAAAGGCCCUUCAAAGGUUGCCAAGGGUACGACAAAAGCAGCCAAAGGCAACUCUAAUCCAGUUAAAUUUGCUGAACUCGUUCUAGCUGCGUUUGAAGCUCUGGAUAACCGCAAAGGAACUUCCCUUCAGGCAGUCAAGAAGUACUUGAAGGAAAACAAUAACAUUGACGCCCGGAAGAAGUCUGUUUACAUCAACAAAGUAAUCAAGAACAUGAGUGACAACGGGAUUAUUCUUCACGUAAUUGGUAAAGGCGCCAGAGGAAGCUUCAAGUUGGCCAAUAGUCAGAAGUUCAAGCAUGGAAAUUCAAGUUCCCUGAAGUUCUCCAAGCACGUGCUGGCAGCCUUGGAGGCUUUGGAUAACCGAAAGGGAUGUUCUCUCCAGGAUAUUAAAAAGUACCUGAAGGAGAACAAGGGUGUCGAUCCAAAGAAAAAGGCUGUUCACAUCAAUAAUGCUAUCAGAGCCCUGACUCAAGAGGGGAAGUUCCGCCAAGUUGUCGGAACAGGAGCCAAAGGCCGUUUCAGGUUGCAGAAGGAAGAUGUGAUUGCACCUAGCUUUUCGGACCUUGUUUUUGAAGCUUUCAAGGCUCUGGAUAAUCGCAAGGGAUCUACUCUGCAAGCUGUGAGGAAGUACCUGAAGGAAAACAAUGGGGUUGAUCCCCAGAAGAAGGCUGUCUAUAUCAACAAGACCAUACGAAGAUUCCUAGAAGAUGGAACACUCCAGCACUUGAUCGGUUCUGGAGUCAAGGGAACAUUCAAACUAUGUAAAGAUCAGCCACCACCGAGGGUCAGUCACAAGAAAACAAGUAAGAAAGCAAGUAAGGAGGAGGAAACUCCCAAAGAGGAGGAAGUGAUUGAAGAAGAUGCAGAUGCCAGUGAAGAAAAGUAGUCUGUUCUUCGUUUGUAUUUGACAGCUUGGAUCGUCUUCUAGAUUUAGCGAGAGGUUUUGGAGAUUUUUUUUACAAAUCAAUAAAAGUUUUACAUUU